Messenger RNA from Colossoma macropomum (tambaqui), 3112 nucleotides. RefSeq names its product POZ/BTB and AT hook containing zinc finger 1 (gene patz1). Gene Ontology annotation, molecular function: protein binding. The coding region runs from base 524 to 2956 and encodes 810 amino acids. NCBI's taxonomy places the organism in Eukaryota, Metazoa, Chordata, Actinopteri, Characiformes, Serrasalmidae. Gene Ontology annotation, biological process: regulation of cytokine production; regulation of immune system process; negative regulation of transcription by RNA polymerase II. The transcript has 6 exons. The record is from RefSeq and is a predicted model, not a curated record.
GGGUCGGUUUGUUUUCCCCUCGCAGAGAUCACAGGGGGCGGAGCCUACGUCUAUCAGCUCCGGUGAACAGCUUAAUUCCCUACGUUUCCCAAACUGUGUCUGUACUACAACAGCGUAACCCGACGAUGUGUAAAGUUGGAAGCAUAGCGCAUGUCGUGCGCUUUAAGUGCCCUGACUGCAAUGGUGUACACUUUUUGGGGGGAGGGGUGUGAAAGGGGGAGGGGGCUCAUUGGAAAACAAGGAUGUGAAUUCAUAACGGCCUAGCGGUGGGGGGUUUAGAAACCAGGAAGAUGAACAAUGUGCAAAAUGCAUAAAGUCUAAACCUCCAUUCUAGCAGUGCAAGCGAGCUGCUGAGACAGGUGGAGUGUGCUCGGUCUGUCUGUCGCUGUCAAGAAGCGAAUCCAUUCAUUUUUUUCGACGGGCGAUAAAACAAAACAAGGACGGAUACCCCCUCCCCUCCAAAUAAAGGGUAAAGUUCACAGGAAGCUGGGGGGCUGCCAUUUUUUGCCUGCUAACAUGUUAGAUGCUAAAGCGGAGAGGGGUGCUCGCCGUUAAAAAAGAGCUUUUUGUUUGCUUUUUUCUUUACCUCGGGCGCCGGGUUUCUCUUUGCGUUUUGUCCUAUGCAUUUAGUCGUCUCUGUUUGAACGCGGGCGGCAUGGAGAGGACCGAGCAGCCGUGGAAUUCCUCCUACACGUACCAGGUGAGCAAGCACAGCGCCGAGAUGCUCCACAACCUCAACAGCCAGAGAAAAGAUGGAGGCAGGUUCUGCGACGUGAUCCUGCGCGUCGGCGAGGAGAGCUUCCCCGCGCACAAGGCCGUGCUGGCGGCGUGCAGCGAGUACUUCGAGUCGGUGUUUAGCUGUCCGGCGGAGGGCGACGGCGAGGGCAAGGAGCUGGAGAUGCACACUAUAAGCCCCAAAGUUUUCCGCGACAUCCUGGACUUCGCGUACACCUCGCGGAUCGUGGUGCGCCUCGAGUGUUUCCCGGAGCUCAUGACGGCCGCCAAGUUCCUGCUCAUGCGCUCCGUCAUCGAGAUCUGCCAGGAGGUGAUCAAGCAGUCCAACGUGCAGAUCCUUGUCCCUCCUUCGCGGGGAGGAGGAGGGGAGCACAGCUUUCCCCGCGCCGCCGCCAGCGACCUGUCAAGCCCACCGCAUUUGGACGUCGCCAACGGCGCCGUGUUCACUGAUCAUGGGCCGCCGCAGUGUGCUGUUGACCGGGACGGUGGUGGUGGUGGUCCGGCGCCGACUAGUGACGGAUCCCUCGCGUCCAUGCCGACUAACAGGCUGUCCCCGUCUCACCUCACAGGAAACUCCGUAAACGGCGAGGGUUCUCCGGGCUCCAAACGAGGCAGGGGAAGACCGAAGAAAGAAGGUGCAGCGGGGGGAGCCGUGGUCUCUUCCUACAACAGCAGCAGCCAGCACGGUCCUGCUAACGACAGCGAAGGCCUGUUAGCAUGCGCCGUCUGCGGGAAGAUGUUUACAGACGCCGCGCAGCUGAGGAGUCAUGAGGCGGAGCAUGGAGCUUUCGGUGGCGGCAGGGGAAGAGAGCUGAUCCCUGCGGACAUAGCCCAGGCGGUGGUGAUCCCGCAGGUCCAGGGCCAGGCGGGGCCGCACGAAAACGGGCUGCCGCCACAUAGCGCCGCCGACGGCCACCGCAAGCGAGAGAGGACGCGGAGGCAUGUGGGCUGCGAGCUCUGCGGGAAAGUCUUCAGAGACGUGUACCAUCUGAACCGGCACAAGCUGUCGCACUCUGGAGAAAAGCCUUACGCCUGCCCCGUGUGUGGCCUGCGCUUCAAGCGAAAGGACAGGAUGUCUUACCACGUCCGCUCUCACGACGGCUCGGUGGGCAAACCGUACGUGUGUCAGAGCUGCGGGAAAGGCUUCUCGAGGCCAGAUCAUCUAAAUGGACAUAUAAAACAGGUACACACCACAGAAAGACCUCAUAAAUGUCAGAUUUGUAAUGCAUCAUUUGCAACACGGGAUCGUCUGAGGUCACACCUGGCCUGCCAUGAGGAUAAAAUACCAUGCCAAGUGUGUGGAAAGUUCUUACGGGCUGCCUAUAUGACGGACCAUCUGAAAAAACACAGCGAAGGACCUCACAACUACUGCAGCAUAUGCAAUAAAGGUUUUUCCACUGCGUCCUACCUUAAGGUACAUGUAAAAACGCACCACGGCUCGUCCAUGCUCCCUCCCUCCACAGCUCACCAGUUCCUCGAGCCGCGUGCCAACGGGCCGCAGACACACAACGGCGCCCCCUACCACUCAGGACGCCAGUGCGCAGUGGAAGACCUUUGUACCAGUCGCCGGCUCCUGGUUACCUUUCCUGAGACAGAGGGGUCAUUUCGGGGGCUUUCUGGGCCUCCGGUUCUCCCCCAGCCAGGCCCUCCUGCUCUUGGUUUGCAGCCUGAGCUGCUCCUGGGCAAGCCAGGGACGACUCCCUAUUUCUGGGAGUGCCGCUCUGCUGGAGCACCAGGCUUCCCGCUGCAUGGGCCUCUCGCAGACGGGCAGGAGAAUGCUGGGAAAUGCCCCCAUCAGGAUUCUGAUGGUUCGGACACUGCAUUCGGGGACCUUUCUAAUGGAACCGAACUGAAGCCCGAGCACAAGGCUGAAGGUGAGGAGCUAGAGGUCACCUCUCUGGUUUUCAAUGGGGAGGCCGACGGACCAGCGGCUGUGCCAUGCGGCUCCAAGCAAAAACCAGACCCAGAGAAAAAGUUUGCUUGCGGCGAAUGUGGUCAGACCUUCCGCACAAAGUCUUACCUCAACAAGCACCACCAGCGGGUGCAUAAGAAACAUAGUGGGACAGGAUCCAGCCUGGGCGAUCUGGGAUCACCCUUUUCCCCCCAGCAGAACAUGUCACUGCUCGAGUCUUUCGGCUUUCAGAUCGUCCAGUCGGCUUUUGCCUCCUCACUGGUGGACUCUGAAGUGGCGAGUAGUGCUAUGGGCUUAGGAGACAAGUGACUGCCUAGUGAGGGAAGUAAGUUUGUUCCUACUGGACAGCCACAGUUUUCAGAGUAACUGCAAUUCUACCUUUUAUCAUCAAUGUCAUUGUAGACUACUCCGUCUUUUAUGUUGCUUACUGUCAACGUGUUUUUGUCAGUUUGCCAAGAUGUAUUC